CUUUCUCUCCAUUACUCUCUUUCCCUUUUAAUUAGAACAUAGAGACCACCACCACCACCACCACCAUCAUCCAGUACCAUCCACCAUGAAAUCAUCUCAAUCUCCAUCAUCACUCCUCCAUCUUCUCCUUCUUCUCUUCCUAAUCUUCUCCAUAUCCACCAUUAAUGCCAUCAAACACCCAUCAUCAUCAUCAUCAUCAUCAUCAUCAUCAUCAUCAUGCAAAGACACAGAGUUCAUCCGCAAGUCAUGCAGCACCACACGUUACCCAGAUCUCUGCAUGCAAUGCCUCUCCACCUUCGCCUCCACCGUCCACCACAGCCACCGCCAGCUAGCUAACGCCGCUCUCUCCGUCAGCUCCGACCGUGCCCACGCCGUCUCCUCCUUCAUCUCCUCCACCAACCUUCCUUCCCACCAAUCCGGCGCCAUUAAAGACUGCAUUGAAACCCUAGCCGACAGUGUUGACAGGCUACGUAGCUCUAUGAAAGAGAUGAGCCAUAUGGGCCGAGCUGGAAGCCAAGCCUUUAGCUGGCACCUUAGUAACGUUCAGACUUGGGUUAGUGCUGCUCUCACUGAUGAGAACACUUGUCUUGAUGAAUUGCCUCGCCGAGCCGCCGCCGAUGAAGCCGGCUUUCGAGCCGCUGUUAGGAAGAAGGUUGUUGAAGUGGCUCAAGUCACUAGUAAUGCUCUCGCUCUUGUUAAUAGGAUUUAGACUUAGAUUAUUAUUAUUAUUAUUAUUAUUAUUAUUAUUAUUAUUAUUAUUAUUAUUAUUAUUAUUAGAAUGAGAUUAUGAUGUUGUUUUGUUGUUUGUGAGGGUGUUUGUGUUGUUAAUCAUGGAAUGAGAUUAUGAGACGUAUGGAUGAUGUAUAUUCGGGACAAGGUUUUAGCAAAGUUGAUCAGUUGUUGUUGUUUGUUGUUUUUU
This is a messenger RNA of Dioscorea cayenensis subsp. rotundata (Guinea yam), 919 nucleotides long. RefSeq names its product pectinesterase inhibitor 9-like. NCBI's taxonomy places the organism in Eukaryota, Viridiplantae, Streptophyta, Magnoliopsida, Dioscoreales, Dioscoreaceae. Gene Ontology annotation, biological process: negative regulation of catalytic activity. The transcript has a single exon. The record is from RefSeq and is a predicted model, not a curated record. Gene Ontology annotation, molecular function: enzyme inhibitor activity. The coding region runs from base 86 to 709 and encodes 207 amino acids.